Messenger RNA from Xenia sp. Carnegie-2017, 709 nucleotides. RefSeq names its product proteasome maturation protein-like. Lineage: Eukaryota; Metazoa; Cnidaria; Anthozoa; Malacalcyonacea; Xeniidae. Gene Ontology annotation, cellular component: nucleus; cytoplasm. The record is from RefSeq and is a predicted model, not a curated record. Gene Ontology annotation, biological process: proteasome assembly.
ACAGGACGAACUGUAUGAGAACUGUGAAACAUUCCUUGGAUCUCAAAACGGAAUCGAUUUUAAUUUCACUCGUCCCAGGUUUCAGAUUUAUGGCAGUGGCAAAAGCGAAUUCAAUAUGGCAUCCAGUAUGCAAUUUCUGUCUUCAGGCCUUGGUAAAUACAAUGAAAAAGAGCUCCCAUCAUUACUUCCAAAACAGGAAGCUCUUAGUGAAGUGAGCAAGGUAGAAAGCCACUUUGGACCUGUGCCUGAUAUUUUUCGACAGGGGUUUUCUAAUGUGCAAAACGAUUUAUCAUGUUCACAUCCUUUGGAAUAUUCAGAGAAGAAUUACUUUCAUGUUCAAAAUAAGCGAGAUAUGAUGAUGCUUCGUAGCAUUCAAGGCUUGCAUGCGCCGUUAAAACUACUUGAGAGAACUCUAGCAUCUCAGAAGAGACGGUUGCCAUGUCUUCCUAGCUCAAUGGUCGCUUUAGAAACGUUAGUUGGAAUGGAUACUACAAUUGGUUUUGAUGACUUUCUCAACGAUCCGUGCGAUGGUGAAACUCCAAGAGAUGUACACUCUCUCAUGGAAAAUCGAAAAUAAUCGUGCUCAUUUCCCAACAUUUGUCCUCGUGUUACUCGAAAUGAACUUUUUCGUCUCAGCGUAGUAAAAAUAUGAAAAAAAUCGUUUUUGUCCGGAUUAAUUGAAAACGAUGAUUUUGUCGUGUUAUAAAAA